GCUGAGGGGUUAGCAGAGAGGCUGCCCUUGGCUCGGGGUGAUGAGCCGCCCGCUGCGGCAUGUGGUGUGUGCCCUGUCCGGAGGUGUGGAUAGCGCUGUAGCGGCGCUGCUGCUGCAACGGGAAGGCUACCACGUGACCGGUGUCUUUAUGAAGAACUGGGAUUUGCUCGAUGAACAUGGUGCUUGUACUGGGAAUCAGGACAGUGAAGAUGCCUUCAGAGUCUGUAAGAUGCUCAACAUCCCUUUUCAUCAGAUUUCUUAUGUGAAAGAAUAUUGGCAUGAGGUCUUUAGCAACUUAGUGAAGGAGUAUGAAAUGGGAAGGACUCCAAACCCUGAUAUCAUGUGCAAUAAAAAUAUUAAAUUUAAGUAUUUAUUGCAGUUUGCUUUGGAAAUCCUGGGGGCAGAUGCAAUGGCAACUGGUCAUUAUGCUAGGACAUCACAGCGUGAUGAAGACGUUUUCCAACAAAAAUAUAUCAGAAAAAGUGAAGAUCAUUUUCAUGACCACAAUAAGGAUGCUGUGAAACUCUUACAGGCAACUGACCCAAAGAAAGACCAAACAUUCUUUCUGAGUCAGAUAUCACAACACGCUUUGCGACAUACCAUCUUUCCCCUUGGUGAGUUGAGAAAAAAUGUUGUAAAGGAAAUGGCAGCUGAGGCAGGAUUUCACCAUAUAUUAAAGAGAAAAGAAAGUAUGGGAAUCUGUUUUAUAGGUGAAAGAAAUUUUGAAAACUUUAUUCUUGAGUAUCUAGAACCUCGUCCUGGAAACUUUGUUUCUAUAGAAGAUGGAAAAAUUAUGGGAACACACAAAGGUUGGUUUCUAUUCACUUUGGGACAACGAGCCAGGAUAGGUGGUCAAAGAGAUGCCUGGUUUGUCGUAGACAAAGACAUAAAUACAGGGGAUGUGUUUGUGGCACCAGGAACUAGUCACCCAGCUCUGUACAGGAAUUCACUGCAAACUGAUCAAGUCCACUGGAUUGCUCAGGACCCACCAUUAGAAUUGCUCAGGAACACAGUGAUGCAGUGUCACUUUCGCUUCCAGCACCAGAUGCCACUUGUGCAAUGCCAGUUAACUCUAAAUCCAGAUUUAACAGUUUGGGUGACUCUUGCUAAACCAGUCAGAGCACCAACUCCAGGACAAUUUGCUGUGUUCUAUAAUGAUCAAGAAUGCCUCGGCAGUGGUAAGAUUAUGGAGCUUGGCCCAUCCAUGUACACCCUUCAAGAAAGAAGAGGGGACAGAAUUGGUGAAACUCAGAAGACUGAUAGAACUGGUUAAAGACCUUGCCACACAACCUUCAAUUUAACAUGAAAAGGUGCUAUGAGUACUGAUUGCAUCUAUGAACAUGCUAGAAUCCAAAUGCACUUCAAUUCACCAUAAUAAAGUUACAUGGCUAAGGCCUGGAACCAUCAAUGGGCUGCAAGGAUCCACUACUUUUUGUCAUUUUAUAGAAACGAAUUGGAUGUAAAUAUAGGAGAAAUGGUUAGGAAUUUUCAGGUAAUACCAAAACUGGAGGCGUAGCGGACAGUGAAGAAGGUUAUCUCCAGUAUACAACAGGACCUUGAUUUGGUGGGCUGAGGAGUGACAGAUUGAGUUUCAUUUAGAUAAACUUGAGACGUUGUAUUUUGGUAAGGCAAAUCAGAGCAGGACUUAGAGUAGGGUCCUAGGGAGUGUUGCCAAACAAAGACACCCUGGAUUGCAGGUGAGUAAUGAAGGUUUACUUGCCUUUAUUGGUCAGUGCAUUGAGUUGGGAGGCUAUGUUGCUGCUGUACAGGACAUUGGUGAAGCCACUUUUGGAAUAUUAUGUUCAAUUCAAUAUCCCUACUGUAAGAAAGAUGUUAAAUUUGAAAGGGUCCAGAAAAGAUUUAUAAGGAUGUUGAUGGGGUUGAAGGGUUUGAACUUAAUGGGAGAGGUUGAGGGGUUCUUUACAGAGAUUUAGAAAAUCAUGAGGGGCAUGGAUAGGGUGAAUAGCCAAGGUCUUUUCCCUAGGGUAGAGGAGUCCAAAAUGUAAAGGACAUAGAUUUAAGGUGCGAGGGGAAAGAUUUAAAAGGGACCUAAGGGGCGACCUUUUCAGGUAGAGGUGGCAGAGGCUGGUACAGUUAUAAUAUUUAAAAGGCAUUUGGAUGAAUGGGGAGGGUUUUGAGCAGUCUGUUUCCAUGUUGUACAACUCUCUGAUAUUUAAAAUGUUAAACAGAGGAGGUUAUCAAUGUGUUUUGUGAUUCUGCUUCCUAUAUAGUUUAAUGGCUAGGGGGUAAAUUUUUGGACCUGGGUCUCAGUCCAUGGACCCUCUAGAAAUUUCGGGAGCAGACAUCAGUGCAACCAAUUUAUGGUGGUCAGUGUCAAACCCCAGUUACCAAAACAUUCUUUAAAUGAUCAGAGAGAGAGAGAGAGAGAUGUGCAUUUUGUCAAUCAUUUUUGUAAUAUGUUUUCACAUGGAAUUAAUAAAAUACCUUUUAUGGACCUAUUU
Molecule: messenger RNA, 2462 nt
Organism: Hemiscyllium ocellatum (epaulette shark)
Lineage: Eukaryota; Metazoa; Chordata; Chondrichthyes; Orectolobiformes; Hemiscylliidae
Gene: trmu
Product: tRNA 5-methylaminomethyl-2-thiouridylate methyltransferase
Exons: 11
Coding region: 41-1273 (410 amino acids)
Biological process (GO): tRNA wobble position uridine thiolation
Cellular component (GO): mitochondrion
Molecular function (GO): sulfurtransferase activity
Source: RefSeq, a predicted model, not a curated record